AUGGACAGCGCAGCGGAAUGUGGCUCCCAGAACAUAACACAGAAGGGCCUGAAGAAUGGAGAUUUGGCUAUCUAUUCAAUGUCAAAUGAGUUCACCGCAGCAUCGCGGUUGAUGAACCCCCGCAAACCAGGGCCUCUGAGCAAGGCCAAAGUCAAAGCAAAGAAUGAAACCAAGUGUCAGACUUGUGGGAAGGCUUUUAUUCAGACCUCACAUCUUAAUAGACACAUGAAAACUCAUAGUGGAGAGAAGCCUUAUAUAUGUCAGGAGUGUGGCAAGGCAUUUACUCAGUCGUCAAGCCUCAGUAGACAUGCAAUUAUUCACACUGGAGAGAAACCAUAUAGAUGUAAAGAAUGUGGAAUGGCCUUUGCUGUAGCCUCAAGUCUUAGUGUACAUAGGAGAAUUCACACUGGAGAGAAACCGUGUAUAUGUAAGGAAUGUGGAAAGGCCUUUGCUAGAGCCUCAGGACUUAGUGUACAUAGGAAAAUUCACACUGGAGUGAAACCAUAUAUAUGUAAGGAAUGUGGAAAGGCAUUUGCUAGAGCCUCAGGACUUAGUGUACAUAGGAAAAUUCACACUGGAGAGAAACCGUAUAUAUGUAAGGAAUGUGGGAAGGCCUUUGCUGUAGCCUCAACUCUUGGUGAACAUAGGAAAAUUCACACUGGGGAGAAACCAAAUAUAUGUAAGGAAUGUGGAAAGGCCUUUGCUUGGGCCUCAACAUUUAGAGAACAUAGGAAAAUUCACACUGGAGAGAAACCGCAUAUAUGUAAGGAAUGUGGAAAGGCCUUUGUUAGAGCCUCAAAACUUACUGUACAUAGGAAAAUUCAUACUGGAGAGAAACCGUAUAUAUGUAAGGAAUGUGGGAAAUCCUUUGCUGAAUCCUCAACACUUAGUAUACAUAGGAGAAUUCACACUGGAGAGAAACCGUGUAUAUGUAAGGAAUGUGGAAAGGCCUUUGCUAGAGCCUCAGGACUUAGUGUACAUAGGAAAAUUCACACUGGAGUGAAACCAUAUAUAUGUAAGGAAUGUGGAAAGGCAUUUGCUAGAGCCUCAGGACUUAGUGUACAUAGGAAAAUUCACACUGGAGAGAAACCGUAUAUAUGUAAGGAAUGUGGGAAGGCCUUUGCUGUAGCCUCAACUCUUGGUGAACAUAGGAAAAUUCACACUGGGGAGAAACCAAAUAUAUGUAAGGAAUGUGGAAAGGCCUUUGCUUGGGCCUCAACAUUUAGAGAACAUAGGAAAAUUCACACUGGAGAGAAACCGCAUAUAUGUAAGGAAUGUGGAAAGGCCUUUGCUAGAGCCUCAGGACUUAGUGUACAUAGGAAAAUUCACACUGGAGUGAAACCAUAUAUAUGUAAGGAAUGUGGAAAGACAUUUGCUAGAGCCUCAGGACUUAGUGUACAUAGGAAAAUUCACACUGGAGAGAAACCGUAUAUAUGUAAAGAAUGUGGGAAGGCCUUUGCUGUAGCCUCAACUCUUGGUGAACAUAGGAAAAUUCACACUGGGGAGAAACCAUAUAUAUGUAAGGAAUGUGGAAAGGCCUUUUCUUGGGCCUCAACAUUUAGAGAACAUAGGAAAAUUCACACUGGAGAGAAACCGCAUAUAUGUAAGGAAUGUGGAAAGGCCUUUGUUAGAGCCUCAAAACUUACUGUACAUAGGAAAAUUCACACUGGAUAG
Sorex fumeus (smoky shrew) is the source of this 1674-nucleotide messenger RNA. Its product is annotated as zinc finger protein 420-like. Gene Ontology annotation, biological process: regulation of transcription by RNA polymerase II. The transcript has 4 exons. Gene Ontology annotation, molecular function: RNA polymerase II cis-regulatory region sequence-specific DNA binding; DNA-binding transcription factor activity. The coding region runs from base 1 to 1674 and encodes 557 amino acids. Lineage: Eukaryota; Metazoa; Chordata; Mammalia; Eulipotyphla; Soricidae. The record is from RefSeq and is a predicted model, not a curated record.